Staurois parvus is the source of this 3273-nucleotide messenger RNA. The record is from the annotation of a GenBank genome assembly. NCBI's taxonomy places the organism in Eukaryota, Metazoa, Chordata, Amphibia, Anura, Ranidae.
AUGUCUGCUGGAAUGUCAUGUGACAUGAUGGUCACAUUUAAACCAAUGAUUGAUGAAGAUCUUGAAGGGGAAGUGAAGUUCUUGGCGCAGACUGGUCCUUUCACAGUUCCUUUAAAGUGUACCACUAAGAAGUGUGAGUUGGCCCUGGAUAAGGAAUUCAUUGACUUCGGCAGGCAUGUCAUUGGAGAGACAGUGACACUGAUGGUGACAUUAACAAACCGAGGAGCUCUUGGGACAAACUUCCAUGUUAGGCCAUUGACGCAGGCUAACAACAUCGAAAAGACACCUGUAAAGGUCUUCUCUAAGCAAAUGAUAACUCCAGUUUCCCCUGAUCAAAUCUCUAGAGACACAAAUACCUCAGUUUCAAUAGAUUCCACAAAUCAGGAGCAUUUAGAAGCUUCAGACUAUAACCAAACAGAACCCACAAGAGUAGAAACAACUCUACCAGAUGAGGAACCCAGAAGUGCCAAACUACAAAAAGAAAUAGGCACUGAAUAUGUCAAUGAGGAACCCCCUGUUGCUGUGGAAAACACACACAGUGGAGAUGAACAUCUGUAUGGAGACAUUCAGGAAGAAACUGCAGAUAUCAAGCUGGGUGAGGGAAUGAAUGGAGAGAUAGCACCUUUUACAUCAGUGAGAAUUCCAAUUAUAUUCACCCCAACCUUCCCAGGAAAAGCGAGUGCAUUAUUUGAGAUCACCUUUGAGAAUAAAAAUUGCAAAGCUAUUCCUAUCACAGCCACUGGAGUGGCUAUUGAUGUUCCUGUCUAUGUUCCAAAUUCAAAUGUUGAUCUGAAGAUCUGUUCUUUUGAUCGUCUGUACCAGGAUAGUGUUGUUGUUAAAAACAGAGCAACAAUUGCCCUUCGUUUAAAGUUUGAAGUGUGCAAAGAACUAAGGAACCACAUGGAGCUGCUUCCAAAGACUGGUUUUAUUCAGGCUCAGUCAUCCUUCAGUGUACAGCUCAAGUUUAUACCCAGACACUCUCUUUUUGAAGAUGCUGCUGAAUUUUUUGAUAAAGAAACUGGAGUAUUGGAGGUCCCUGUGACAAUAACAGUGGUUGAGCAGACCCGGCCUGUUAUCUUUACUGUUCACGCUAUUGUGACAACAUCAGACCUGGAAAUCAACCCCACUGAGGUAGAUUUUGGGCACUGUACCAUCUUUGAAUCAGUUCAAACAUCCAUUCGAUUAACAAACAAGUCAAUCCUGCCCCAGGAGUUUGGUUUUGUGGGAAUCCCAGAGUAUGUAGACAUUCAACCCAAUGACGGUUUUGGAACUCUGCUUCCCUUGGAGACAAUCACACUGGAUAUCAAAUUCAGAGCCCCAAAAGCUGACGAAUACAGUUUUGAUCUGACAUGCAAAUCGGCUAUCAAUAGACAAUUUAAGGUCUCCUGUAAAGCCAUUGGGGUCCACCCGCCUCUGGAACUGUCUCAUUCCUUAGCCCAAUUUCCAGGAACAGCCUUAAAUGAUGUCUCCAUAGCCACUUUGUAUGUCGUCAAUUCCCACAUUAGCUGCAAUGAAUUCACUCAUCCUGUACCAAGGAUUGGUAAAGGAGAGAUUGCGCCUGUUGGACCUACUUCAUUUCAGUUUAUGGUACCUGAUGAUUCAGCUAUCACUAUAUCACCAUCGGUUGGCUCUGUUUUGCCAGGAAAGAGGUGCCUAAUCCAGGUUUCUUUUAAACCAACCCUUCAUGACAAGGAGAUCAGGGAAGAAGCAAUGAGAAUGCUGCAUCAGGCAGUGGAAACCAGAGCACUUCUUACCAAAGAAGCCCCCACAGCAGUGGAAAAUGAAGACCAGAGCAAAAGAGAAAAGAGAAAUGUAUCUUCAAAGAAGGACAAGCGAAAGCAGUUGAUAUCUCCUAAGCAGGUUCAGAAAUCCCUCAAACCAGAAGACACUCCUACUCCAGAGCUACCCAAGAUAGAGGAUAUAAAAGAAGAUUCUGAUGAAUACACAGCUGCCAGACUGUCCAUCUACAGAAGGUUUAUGGGCAAAUUUGACAAAUAUGUUAUACCUUGUUGCAUUGCCUGUUGUGACAUUGGUAAACGUAAAGAAAAUGAAAGCCUUAACUUCAGCCCAUAUAACACCCUGUACCUUGAGCUGCACUGCCCUACCAUUGCCCCACCUCUGAUUGUCACUUCUGAAAAUGGACGCCAUCUCAUCAAUUUUGGAGCUGCUGCAAUAGGUCAAAAAUUAGUGAAGACAGUUUCAUUGCAGAACAUUUCAGCUGAGUCUGUGGAACCACGUUUCUCAAUUCUGAACCCAUGUGGUCCUUUUUCAUUGCUCAAUCCGAUUGGUAUUGUGGAGCCUGGAGCAAGUUGCCAUCUGUUUAUUGCCUUUGAACCUGAGGAGAGUAAAACCUUCUUUGAAAAUCUGGAAAUUCACACUCAGCAAGCAACGUUGUCAUUAGGUGUUAAAGGACAAGGACUGGCACCCUCUUUGACAUGCUCAGUGGAUGGAGUAUUAAACAUGGGCUAUGUCUUAGCUAAAGAUAGCACCACAGCAUCAUUUAAGUUACAUAACUCAUCAACAAUUCAGGCAAAGUAUACUAUUAAACAGGGAAGUCUGUCUGUUACUAGAUACGAGGAGCUUCAGAAACUUCCAAGUUUUAUUCGGUCAGACAAAUCUACACCCAGCUUUGUCGGUCCUCAGAAUUACAACGGGCAAAGUGUUUUCAGUGUAUCGCCUGUAGUGGGCACCAUUCAGCCUAACAAAACAGAACAGAUCACAGUUUCUUUCUCUCCGGACCACGAGAGUGUGCAUUUCUCUGACAUCCUCAUGGUGGAGCUCUUCGGCAAGCACAUAGCUCAUUCCAUCCAGCUGAAAGGUGCCUCCAGGAAGCACAUCAUGUAUAUUGAAGGAGGAGAUCCACUGGAUGACUCUACGGAGUCACUCUGCACCAUCCCAGCAACAGAAGGAGAUGCAGAUGAACCAGAAAAUACACUUCUCGUGACCCUGCAGUGUGCUCAGACAGAGGAGGAACUGAGGCCGGCUGUCAGGGAGCUGCACGUUGGCUGUAUACGCACAUUAUUAUCCUCAGCUAAAAAGAAUGUGGAAUUCUCAUGGGACAAUGUGCAACUCCUGCAACAGAAAGGAUUCACCAUUGAGCCAGUGAAAGCCUUAGUGGAUGCUGGUCAAAGAAAACCCAUAUCUAUUAACUGGAUUCCUCCUGCUGGAUACGAUCCAAAUAAACCUGAAACCACCACAGCAAAACUGACAUUGAAAGGUGAUAUUACGGAAACCUACCAGAUUAUCUUCUGCACACAAGUUGUGUCAUUAUAG